GGAGGGCGGGCGGCGCGGCGGGACUGCGGCAGCGGGGCCGGGGCUGCCCCUGGAGCGCCUCCUGCCAGCGGCGGGGCUGCGGCACCGCGCUCAAGCCGGGUGCGCCGGGCUCGGCCUCUCAGCGGGGUCCGCACCGGGCUCCGGCCCCGGCGUUUCGCCCCCGGCGUUUCGCCCCCUUCGUCCCCCGGCGAGGCUGCGGAGCGCGGCCCCCCGCAGCUGCAUGCCCGCCGCCGUGUCGGCACGGCUGGAUGCGCUGGAGUCCUGGGCCUUCCAUGCGCUGCUGGCGCUGCCCUAUAUGUUCUACGUGGGCUUGUUCUUCGUCAACGUGCUGAUCCUGUACUAUGCCUUCCUGAUGGAGUACAUCGUCCUCAACGUGGGCAUCGUCUUCCUGCCCGAGGACGUGGACCAGGCUCUGCUGGACCUGGGAGUGCUCUCCGAGCCGGGCUCCGUGCUCUACGAGACGGACGGCGAGCUGGAUGUCUUUGACGGCUACCUGGAGUGACGCCCGGGGCGGCUGCGGAGCAGGCUUCCAGGGAUGCCCCCGCUCCACCCGAGCGGCCUCUGCCCUUCGGGACGCCGCCGGGGAGCCGGCAGCAAACGGAGGGCUCGCAGGGCAAAUUCAUUAAACACCUGAAAUGGAUUAUGACCAGGUUAAUGGAUCAAGUUAUGGAAAGAAACUAUACUCUGAAAUGUAGAGAUGAAAAGAAGGACAAGGGGGCAACAAGAAGAGUUGUUAUCAGACCUUGUCAGCCGUGACUUUUUCCCCAUGGUCAUUACCUCUUGAGUGUGCACUACCUGCAGUGAUUCACAUACAGUACUGGGCUUCCAUAGGUAAUUCUGGGAUGGACUGUGUGAACAAAUAGUAUAAGCUAUGUUCUCUUACAACAGAAAAUCAAGAUGUUACUCAGAUUUGAUAAACUUUUGAAUAAAUACCGCGUCAUCCAAAUGGACACACUCUACAUACUGCUUAAGCAAGUUUUGCAAUUGCACAUUGAAAACUAGACCAGCCAGUAGUUCCAUAUCAGUGCUCUCUCAGGGGAAUAUAUCCAGGCGUGCUUCAAGGAGGUUCUGUUCAGGGUAGUAUUAUGGCAAAAACUGUGCUAGCAAGAUAUUUUAUUUUAAUCAUGAGCUUUGAAAUAGAUCAGAGACUGAAUUUUAUAUGUCAGAUUGUCUAACCAGAUACUUUGCAGAUUGUUUAAGCUCAUGUUCCUAUGUACAGAUGUGAAAGCAAUACAAUAAAGACUGACCUUUUCCAUGAAAAAGAAA
Molecule: messenger RNA, 1266 nt
Organism: Cygnus atratus (black swan)
Lineage: Eukaryota; Metazoa; Chordata; Aves; Anseriformes; Anatidae
Gene: DEXI
Product: Dexi homolog
Exons: 2
Coding region: 221-502 (93 amino acids)
Source: RefSeq, a predicted model, not a curated record